Messenger RNA from Symbiodinium sp. CCMP2456, 951 nucleotides. The record is from the annotation of a GenBank genome assembly. NCBI's taxonomy places the organism in Eukaryota, Dinophyceae, Suessiales, Symbiodiniaceae.
GUUGUGGUGAUGCUCACCCGUUCGUGUGCACCAAACUGCCGCCGGCAAGUGCGCUGGAAUGCCUGCCACAGCCUGCGCUGACCGGCUUAGUUUGCGACUGUGCCGCGCACGGCGACAUUGAUGGCAUCCGGAUCUUGCUCGAAGCCAAGGCAGAUCCAAACGAAGGGACGGCCUAUGACAUGCGCACGCCGCUCCAUUUGGCUGCUGCCGCAGGAGACCUCAAGCUCGCGAAGUUUCUGCUGGAGGAGUGCGGUGCAACGCUCCGGCGGGAUCGUUUCGGUUUGCUCCCAAUCCACGAUGCCGUGCAAAACGGCUACAACGAAGUGCGCCGGUAUUUGCAGAGUUGGAAGCUGACAGGGCUUCAGGCCACCCAGCGGCACCGGGAAGUCAAGUUUCCUGCCGAAGCGAAUGCUCGAUCCGUGGAGAACGUCUUCGCUCUGGGGGAUCAGUCCGAGCCGCUGCCAGAGAUCAUGAGCACCGUCUUCGAGCUUGUGGUGAAGGAGGGAAUCUUCAGCUUCACAACCGUCCAGGCUGAGGUGGAGCAUUUUUUCAACUGCCUCGGUUUUCAUCGAAUGUAUUACAACCACUUCACACCCAUGCAGAUUGCCAAGCACAUACAGUGUCUCAUCGCGGCCAAGCAUGUGGCGCAUGCGACGAGCCACAUCCGAGCCCUUGAGUUCGACUUCAGCACCGAUCACAGCGCGUUCUUCCUGACUGCCCUGAGCUCCGAUCCGGCUGCGCCUACCGAGUCGCAACGGCGGACAGAGAGGAAGGUCGCAGAGUACAUUGGCUCAGACUUCAAUAACAAGAGCAUCACGCUGACCUUCAUGGCCUCCCAGGGCCCCGCUUUCCGAGGGGAAGAGGAACGUCUGGGAAUCUACAACAUCGAGCGGGGGCACUUCGAGGUCUCGCGCGUGGCAGAGAACGAAACGAGCCUUCAGAUUCUGGCGA